Messenger RNA from Benincasa hispida (wax gourd), 3612 nucleotides. Its product is annotated as Adaptor protein complex AP-1, gamma subunit. NCBI's taxonomy places the organism in Eukaryota, Viridiplantae, Streptophyta, Magnoliopsida, Cucurbitales, Cucurbitaceae. Gene Ontology annotation, biological process: vesicle-mediated transport; intracellular protein transport. The record is from RefSeq and is a predicted model, not a curated record. Gene Ontology annotation, cellular component: membrane coat; Golgi apparatus; AP-1 adaptor complex.
AAACUGCAUCGUUUAGUUACGGUAGAAGUUGGUGUUGUACCGAUUGGUUCGACGAAGCGCAUGAUAACACAUUCUAGAGCCAAGACUGGUGCCAGAUUCAUCCACUCAGGAUCGCCUGUGAUCCAGUUAACCCACCACGCCGAGCUAGGCGCAUUCAUCAGAAGUGGGGAAGGAGGAGUCCGACACAAGCUUCAACAUAUCUUCAGAUCCAAACUCUCUUUACUUCCCAUCCCAGAUCUCUCCGGAAACUCGCUCGGAUCUCGUAUUUCUUCUUCACAAUAUUCAAAUCGCUGUAUAAUCUUUGCUUAAUUACGCCCCUGCUCCUUGUAUUCAUUCCGAUCUUGUUCACCUCUUUUGGAGCUUUCACCAAGACUCAAUCAUGAAUCCCUUCUCCUCCGGGACGCGUCUCAGGGACAUGAUUCGGGCCAUUCGUGCUUGCAAAACGGCAGCCGAGGAACGAGCCGUAAUUCGAAAAGAGUGUGCUGCUAUUCGAGCUGCCAUUGAUGAGAAUGAUCAUGACUAUAGGCAUCGAAACCUUGCGAAGCUCAUGUUCAUUCACAUGCUUGGUUAUCCCACGCACUUUGGUCAAAUGGAAUGCUUGAAGUUGAUUGCAUCUGCUGGCUUCCCGGAAAAAAGAAUUGGGUAUCUUGGCCUCAUGUUACUUCUAGAUGAAAGACAAGAAGUUCUGAUGUUGGUCACAAACUCAUUAAAACAAGAUCUCAACCACUCAAACCAGUAUAUCGUAGGACUUGCUCUUUGUGCAUUAGGAAAUAUUUGUUCAGCUGAAAUGGCUCGUGAUCUUGCACCAGAAGUUGAAAGACUGUUACAGUUUCGAGAUCCAAACAUUAGGAAGAAAGCAGCAUUGUGUUCAAUUAGGAUUAUAAGGAAAGUACCAGACCUUGCAGAAAACUUUGUUAACCCUGCUGCCUCCUUACUGAAAGAAAAGCACCAUGGGGUUAUGAUAACAGGAAUUCAACUGUGUACAGAGCUUUGCAAACACAGUCCAGAAGCCCUUGAAUAUUUUCGGAAGAAGUCAACGGAGGCCAUAGUCAAGACACUAAAGGAUUUGGUUAACAGUCCAUAUGCCCCUGAGUAUGAUAUUGCUGGAAUAACAGAUCCAUUUCUCCACAUCCGGAUGCUUAAAUUUUUGCGUGUCUUGGGCCAGGGAGAUGUAGAUGCUAGUGACUGCAUGAAUGAUAUACUUGCACAGGUGGCAACGAAAACUGAAUCAAACAAAAAUGCAGGGAAUGCUAUUCUAUAUGAAUGUGUUGAAACUAUUAUGAGUAUAGAAGAUAGUGGUGGCUUACGUGUACUUGCUAUCAAUAUCUUGGGAAGAUUCUUGUCUAAUCGUGAUAACAAUAUCAGAUAUGUAGCAUUGAACAUGCUUAUGAAGGCUAUCACCGUAGAUGGUCAAGCUGUGCAGAGACAUCGGACAACUAUCUUGGAAUGUGUAAAGGAUUCAGAUGCUUCAAUCCGGAAAAGGGCUCUUGAACUUGUUUACCUUCUAGUGAAUGAGAGCAACGUCAAGCCUCUGACCAAAGAGCUUAUUGAAUACCUUGAAGUUGCUGAUCAAGAAUUUAAGGGAGAUCUUACUGCAAAAAUUUGCUCAAUUGUUGCAAAGUACUCCCCAGAGAAAAUAUGGUACAUUGAUCAGAUGCUAAAGGUUCUCUCUGAGGCUGGAAACUUUGUAAAAGAUGAAGUAUGGCAUGCCCUCAUUGUCGUGAUCAGCAAUGCAUCUGACCUCCAUGGGUAUACUGUAAGGGCCUUGUACAGAGCAUUUCAGAUAUCUAGUGAGCAGCAGGAAAGUCUUGUUCGAGUGGCAGUUUGGUGCAUUGGUGAAUAUGGCGACAUGUUGGUCAAUAAUAUUGGAAUGCUUGAUAUAGAGGAUCCCAUAGUUGUAACAGAAUCUGAUGCUGUGGAUGUUGCGGAAACUGCUAUUAAACGCCAUGACUCAGAUCUUACCACCAAAUCAAUGGCCAUGAUUGCUUUGCUGAAGCUCUCUUCUCGUUUACCAUCAUGUUCAGAGAGGAUCAACCAUUUAAUUGUUCAAUAUAAAGGAAGCCUUGUGCUUGAAUUGCAGCAAAGAUCCAUCGAAUUCAAUUCCAUCAUUGCAAGUCAUCAGAAUAUGAGGUCUGUGUUGGUCGAAAGAAUGCCAGUUUUGGAUGAGGCAACGUUCAUUGGGAAAAGGGCUGGUACUAUUCCAGCAUCAGUGUCGACUUCCAAUGGGACUGCAAUUAACCUUCCAAAUGGAGUUUCCAAAUCUGCUGCUCCUCUCGUUGAUUUACUUGACUUAAGUUCAGAUGAUGUUCCUGUGCCUAGCUCUUCUGGUAGCGAUUUUAUUCAGGAUCUUCUUGGGCUUGAUUUGUCCGCAGCUCCAGAGCAAUCUGGAAGCAAUCAGGCUCCAAAAAGUGGAACUGAUGUUCUAUUGGAUCUUUUGUCUAUUGGAACAACACCACCUAUACAUAGUACUGCAUCUGCAACUGACAUAUUUUCCAAUCAAGAAAAAUCACCUAUUUCUCAAUUGGAUGGACUCUCCUCUCUUUCUUCUCUUUCAACAAGCAAGUCUCCUGCUGCUGUAUCUGCUCCUACAAUUGAUUUGUUGGGUGGAUUGGCCCCUAACGUGGCAAGCGCAGAUGAGAAUGGUUCAGUUUAUCCAUCUAUAGUUGCAUAUGAGAGUGGAUCACUGAGAAUAACUUUUGACUUCUCUAAGACAGCUGGGAGCCCACAGACAACGUUGAUCCUUGCCACAUUUAAAAAUUUAUCUCCUAAUAUCUAUUCAAAUUUUAUUUUCCAGGCAGCAGUUCCCAAGUUCCUUCAACUGCAUUUAGAUCCGGCUAGCGGUGGUACUCUGCCUGGAAGUGGUAAUGGGUCUAUCACACAGAAGUUGAGGGUGACUAAUAGCCAACAUGGAAAGAAACAUCUUGUGAUGCGCCUAAGGAUAGCGUACAAGGUGGAUGACAAAGAUAUUUUAGAGGAGGGUCAAGUCAGUAAUUUCCCUCGUAAUUUGUGAUGUUGAACGGUCCAGAAAGUGUAAAAAUGUCUGAAGGGGUUUGAUUUGCAGCGCCAUUGAUGGCUGAUUUUGCUUGCCUGGGGUCUCUAUAAAUCCAAUUGACAUCACUCUGGACCCCCAUCUCUCUUGUUUCUGAAUCUAUUUUCAGAGUGGUUUUGUACAUUAUUUCAAGUUAUUGUACGGGGAUUUUGGUCAUAAAAAUUUUGUCUUGCAUGAAGAGAUGGGGAAGCUCAAGUAUGUUUCAUUAAGGAGAUUGGAAGGUACUUCAUCUUGCCACUUGUUUUGUAGUUUUUACUGUCUAGCGUUGUUAUCUUUUACCAACCACAGUCACCAAGGUAAAUGAACAUAUGCCAAACACUUAAAAGAAGGGAAUUCCAUUCGAUUUGUUUAGUAUUCUUCCUUUCCUUAUCGAAAGAUAAGCUUAUAAUAUUUUAUUGUCCUUUCCUUUCCAUGCUUGCCUUUUGUAAGUUUCUAGGAAAUGUGGAUGGGGACUAUGAAUGUAAUGUAAUUCUCUAAUUCUGGACCCUUUUUUCCCUCUUCUUUCUCCCUAUCAUUCUUUAUGUGUUUCGAAUUAUUAGUUAAUUAAUUUAGAAAUAUCUUUA